Messenger RNA from Gossypium arboreum, 564 nucleotides. RefSeq lists its product as uncharacterized. Bases 1 to 564 code for a protein of 187 amino acids. NCBI's taxonomy places the organism in Eukaryota, Viridiplantae, Streptophyta, Magnoliopsida, Malvales, Malvaceae. The transcript is spliced from 2 exons. The record is from RefSeq and is a predicted model, not a curated record.
AUGCAAAGAGUGUACUAUCACUCUAGAAGACGUGCAAUUGCAAUUGGGAUUGCCGGUGGAUGGUUUCAAUGGACAUCAUACAAGGAUCCGGCAAUUCGGGCAGUAAUUCCGGAUGAAUUUUUUCAAAAUCCGAACAUUUGGCAUGUGAAGCUCCCAUUGGUAAACUAUGCUAUCAUGGAGAUACAACAGUCAGAUAGGGUAUUGCGGCAAUUUGGAUUCCGACAAUCGAUUCCCGUGGAACUUGAGGUGCUCGAUGAUGAGUACAAAGUCGACUUAUGGCUAUUGAAUACGGAUUGCCCGGGACACUGGUCAGAAUAUAUUGAAAUGUGGGAAAAUCGGUAUGACUAUAUACCUACUCGAGAACCGAUCAUCGUUCCUGAGUUAGCAUGCGUGCCGAAAUACAUGCCAUGGUUUAGGAUCCAUGGCAAGUCAUAUUUACUGUCAAAAGAGGAGAGGCGACGAGAAAUUCGUGUGCAAAGGGAACGAUGGGGCCUUUUAAAUCCAAGAAAAAUGAUGACGACGCGGGCCCCUUGGCAGCGCCCACACAAUCACCGGGCCCAUUAA